This is a messenger RNA of Mya arenaria, 937 nucleotides long. Its product is annotated as WW domain binding protein 1-like. The coding region runs from base 70 to 531 and encodes 153 amino acids. The transcript has 6 exons. The record is from RefSeq and is a predicted model, not a curated record. Lineage: Eukaryota; Metazoa; Mollusca; Bivalvia; Myida; Myidae.
CUACAGUAUACACUUACUAUAUAAAGAAGUGAUAAACAAGUGUCAAAAUCUGGUUUAUGGUAAAUUAUCAUGACUUCCAAACUGAAUACGAAGAUCUUGUGCUCUGCUGCCCAGGCCCGGUGUAAACCCUGUCCGUACAAAUCAGGAGUUGGGGAAUCCUCCCACUCGUACUGCCCCGCUUUCCAGUACUGCUGUGGCGACACAUGUUGUGAAUUCUACAAGCAGUGGUUCUUUUGGUUAAUAUGCAUUCUCGUUCUGAUUAUCGCACUUGUGGUCCUAUAUAAGCGGAUGCAUCACAGGUCGGCUCCGGAUCAAAGAUAUACACAGCUGACAGGGAACAGCGUGACGUCGCCUCCCUCGGUUAUUGUCCCUGAAUUCGUAGUCACAGCCCCACCCCCCUACAUGGGCGACAACACAGGAUGCCCCCAUCUGGGGCCCCCACCAUACUGUCUGGGAUCAGAAAAUUCUAUCAACUCACAGCCACUAUUUCCACCACCAUACUGUGAAGUAGAAAAAACAGCCACGUCCUAGCUUUAGCAGCACUAUUGCAAGUGUUGUUGUUGACAGUGAUGGUGCCAUCGGUAGACCGAGUGAAAACAUAACGACCGAAAUGAUGAUAAGUCUGCGAGCAUCAACAACCACAGAGCUACAGAUGCAGUAACAACAUCUUCAACAACAAUAACUACUACAACUAAUGCUACACUACGUGCUGAAAUAACAACAGAGGCAUAGUGUUAAUGAAAAUAACUUACCGACAGAAAUUGACAAAGAAUAUUUAUAUAUUUCUAAUAGCUUAUGAUUUUGACCAACACUUUUAUAGGUUUUAAUAAACCUGUUAGCAGACGAGACCCACAUCUCGAAACAUUCUUUCAUUUAAAUUGUUUAAUGUUGUAUUUGAUAUCAGGAUAUUAAGCCAUAAUAUAAUUUUAUAUGUUCA